Myxocyprinus asiaticus (Chinese sucker) is the source of this 3965-nucleotide messenger RNA. Its product is annotated as rho GTPase-activating protein 6-like. Bases 48 to 2690 code for a protein of 880 amino acids. The transcript has 13 exons. Gene Ontology annotation, biological process: signal transduction. The record is from RefSeq and is a predicted model, not a curated record. NCBI's taxonomy places the organism in Eukaryota, Metazoa, Chordata, Actinopteri, Cypriniformes, Catostomidae.
AGACGCGCCCAUCUUCAGCCCGACAGAGGAGAAGUUGAGAAACUUCGAUGACGCGCAGUUUGGCGUGGUUAGUGAAAACAUCGUCCGUGGAGCAGAUAUGGAUGAGAGAACAUAAUUGGUUUAAUCUGUUAUUGAAGUCUGUUCUUUUAAAGUUAUUUUCGCAUCUUCAGAGUAAGUCAGUCACGGUUCCUUCACAUGGAGUUUGUUCUGGGCAUCAGUUUGUGUUUUUUAUCUCAGUGAUGUCCGCACACGGAUUAUUGAACAGCGUGUUUUCAUGCUCUUCAACGGGCUCUAAAGCUAUCACAAAGAGAAGAGUGCGUCAGACUCGGAGCUUGGAUUCUGCAUUGAUGAGUAACUGCAGGGCGCCUGGAGAACCCAACGGCCAGCGGUCCGUGUUUUGGAGUUCGACAUCGACAGGUGGAUUUAUGAACAACCAAACAUCUUCUGAACUUCUCGCUGCUGCUUCCAGACUAGAUCCGCAUCUCUCUUCGUCGAGUUUAUGGUCUUCUUCAGACGCGUCAUCGCUCUCCAGUGCUCACUGUGAUUACAAAAGUAGCAAACGGAGCGCGUCUCGGGAGUUAUCGCUCACUGGUUCGAGCAACAUCUUCUCACCGAGGAAGUGGCUUCAAAGAAAGGCGCCGCAGUCGGGCAGCCUCUCCCAGAACACCUGUAAAUCGGAGGGAGAUUUGACCUGGAAGAGUUCAUCUGGACAUCUGCAGGCAGUUCACAUACAGAGUCUGUCUGAGCUGGAGAGAGUCCGACUGCAGGAAGUUGCUCUUGUCAAACUGCUAAAAGACUUUGAUUUAGGAUGCCAGAUCACCAUCCCUAAAGAUUGCCAGAAGCAUAAAAAGUAUCUCAGGAGAAAGCUGGAUUCUUUAUCAAAAGAAAAGGACAAAGAGUGUGAUCCUCAGGCGUUUGGCGUGCCGCUCUCGCAGGUGAUUUUUAAUGACCGGCGUCAUAAGCAGCUCCAGGACGAACGGGAGCAGGAUGUGCAGCAGGACCUUGUAGACCAGGCGUCCUCGCUCCUGCACCUGACCGGCCGGAGAGCCAAUCACAAGGAGCUUUCUAGCAGUAACUCCUCCCUCAGCUCCACCGUUGAGACACCCAAUGCGACCAGCUCCCCCGGCACGCCAGAGACGGCCCUGCGCUCGCAGAGACGGGGCGGCGUGUCUGUGGACUGCAUCACUGAUCUGGAUGACGCUCACUCUCGUCUGCUGGAGGCGCUUCAGCUGUCGCUGCCUGCGCAGUCACACGGAGAGAAGAACACGAGAGACACAAAACUCAGCCUCAAUCCCAUCUACAGACAAGUGCCACGAGUGAUUGACAGCUGCUGCCAACAUCUGGAGAAAUAUGGUCUGCAGACGGUGGGAAUUUUCCGUGUAGGAAGCUCCAAGAAAAGAGUUCGACAGUUGCGUAAGGAGUUUAAUCGGGGUUCAGAUGUUGUUCUGGAUCAUCAGCACAGUGUUCAUGAUGUGGCGGCUCUGCUCAAAGAGUUCCUCAGAGACAUGCCCCAUCCACUGCUGACCCGGGAACUCUACACGGCCUUCAUCAACUGCGCAUCUCUAAACUGCGCAGAUCAACACACAUUGAUGCAGCUGCUCAUCUGUCUGCUGCCCGCCUGCAACUGUGACACGCUUCAGUGCUUACUUCACUUCCUGUCCAACGUGGCCAAUCACGCAGAGGACUCGCUGGAUACUGAAGGACAGGAGGUUAUUGGCAACAAGAUGACAUCACUAAAUCUGGCCACCAUAUUUGGACCGAACCUCCUUCACAAGCAGAAAAGUUCAGAGAAAGAGUUCAGUGUUCAGAGUUCAGCUCGUGUCGAGGACAGCGCCGCCAUAAUCACAGUCGUCCAGCACAUGAUCGACUCACAUGAAACACUGUUCAUGAUUUCUGCUGAACUCCAGAAUGAAGUUCUGUUAAGUUUGAUGGACACAGACAGUGAUGUGGUGAAUUAUCUGCUGAGGAGGAAAACAACACAGAGUGAUGAUUCGACGUCCUCCAGUGGAGAGAUCUCACCUUAUGAAAACAACUCUCCUGUUCUCUCAGAGUGGCUGCACCCAUCAAGACAAGCCGAUGAAAAUCUCACAAUGAGUCUAGACGCACUCACACGCAACAUCGCGGUGAAAUCUCGUCUCUCACCCUCACAGGAGCACACUGGUGAGUUGUUCUAUGAGAAUGUUUGGGAAACACAACACACUUCUCUGCUGUCAAGAUUUCAAGACAGACUACUCGCAGGUUCAGACGGACACCUGUAUAACAGUGUCUCCUGCGAGGCAUCCACUAGUAACUACAGCAACACAAAACAGCCUGUGUGUGAGACGCAAACGUCCAGAGUCACUGCUGAAUGUAAAGCAGAUCUGAGCAGCCCCUGCUGCAGUCAAACGACACCUGCUCCAAUCACAUCGACCCAACGGACAAGACUGAGCCAAUCAGAGGAGGCGGUAAUGCCUCCUGUAAGCCCCUCACUGGCAGCCAAACAACAUGACGGACUUCCUGUGGCCUUUGGACAGCCUGUUGGAUCAACACAACCGCACCAUAUCACUUCCCAUCAGGAGGGGGGGUCACACAUCGUUGUGUCAACAAAGAGCUUCACAGAUGAACACCCAAACUGGCCAAUGGACAAAUGGCAAAUAUGGCAGCUGUUAUCGUCAGAGACCACAGACACAUUACCAGAGACAGUGGUGUAAAAAUGUAAGAAUUAUAGAGGAUGUAUAGAAUAAAUCUUGCCCCAUUGACUUCCAUUAUAAGUGCCUCACUGUAACCUCGAUUUGUGCUUUUUUUUUUCUCCCCAAUUUGGAAUGCCCAGUUCCCAACGCGCUCUAAGUCCUCGUGGUGGUUUAGUGACCCGCCUCAAUCCGGGUGGCGGAGGACGAGACCGUCAAUCCACGCAUCUUAUCACGUGGCUUGUUGAGCGCGUUACCGUGGAGCAUGUGGAGGCUUCAUGCUAUUCUCCGUGGCAUCCACGCACAACUCACCACACGCCCCUCCGAGAGUGAGAACCACAUUAUAGCGACCACAAGGAGGUUACCCCGUGUGACUCUACCCACCCUAGCAACCGGGUCAAUUUGGUUGCUUAGGAGACCUGGCUGGAGUCACUCAGCACGCUCUGGAUUCAAACUCGCAACUCCAGGUGUGAUAGUCAGCGUCAAUACUCGCUGAGCUACACAGGCCCCCUGAUUUGUGCUUUUUUUAAAGAAAAGGAGGGACAAGUCUAAAAUAAUUUUUGUAAUAAUCAACAUUAUGCCACAAAUGCUGUCGAUUGAGCUUAACUUGAACUGAACCCGGAAUAUUCCUUUAAGAAUGCCCUGAAAUUCUACAAUGCUGAUGCUGUUUAUAUCGCAAUGAACGAUCAAUUCUGCAUCGCACAGUGUUCAUACGGUCAUGGAAACCCUGGAAAUAUCAGGGAAUUUUACAAAUGUCAUUUCCAGGCCUGAAGCGUCAUGGAAAUUUCUGAAGUGAAAAACAUUUUCCUUGUUAUACUCUUUGCUCUAAAAUAUUUAUAUCACUCUAGAAAAAAGCUCUUUGUGAAUGUAGUCUCUAUAAAAAUGACUUUUAAAAGUUCAUGGGAAUUCAUCAAUCAAAAGGGGUUGAAACCUUUUUUUUACAAGCACAUAGAGAAAAAGAAUGAAAAUAUCACAUCAUGCUGGCUUGUAAAAAAAAAAAAAGCGCUAUUGAUUUGAUGGCAUAUCUCUUCUUUUACAGAAAUGAAGCUCAAAUAGUUCUCACAAUUGUUCCUCACUCUUUUCCUUCUGUGCACACUGUAUUUAAAGUGUCUUAAAGUGAGUAUAUUAACUCUUGUGUAAUCCUGUAAAAUAAUGAAACUGUUGCCUUCAUUUCAAAACCUUUCUUUUUGAUUUUGUGCCAUAUUAUUUUGACUCCAUGUCAUAAUCCCGUAUUUCUCGAUAUGAUUUUUUGCCUGUCACAAAUACAUCUGAAAUGUUCUGAAACAGAAUAAAAAAGAA